CCGGAAUUUUCGGAAUUUAACGGUGUGGGGGAUCACUCAGCUGCGAUUCGCUCCCCAGAAAUGUUCCUCCUCAGUUUUCAAUCACGCGCGAAAGCGGACAGAACUGCGUACCGUGUUUUUAAUCAAAAAACCUGAACAAAUAUGUGCUCGGACGUACUUUACCCGUGACGUAUUGGGCUUAAAUCCUCUUCGAGUUCCCUUAAAAUAGCCACGUUUCGGUUAAGCCCCAACAGUAUUGACCAAGUCGGCCAAGUGCUUGCUACUCCGCCGGUUAUUUAAGUUAUUGUAACCGUUGGCAACUGGCCACAGCAGAGGUCUUAACACCGGGUAUAAUUUGCAAUUUCAUACCCGCCGCCUAAAAAUAAACAAGCAACAAAAGCGAACAGUAUCAAAACAGUUUAAAAAUGCCUGAUGUAAAGUUCCUGGCCGUUCUGCCCACCAAUGCUAAUGCCUCAGACCGAGUCACCAGGCUCUCCAUUAGCGGCUCCCUGCUCCAGGAUCCCCAGCAAUUCUCGGUGAACUUUGUCAACAGUCCGGAUUGCACGGAUAACAUCACGUAUCACUUCAAGGUGGUGAUACCCACGCAAACGAUCAUCGAGAACUACAAACGGAACGGCGAGUGGAGCAGCCUGCACCAGGAGAAGUAUCUGAACAUCUUUGACGAGUCCUCGUUUUGUCUUGAGUUUGCCUUCGACUACGCGAAUUCCAUGAUGCGGGUGUACCAGGGCAGGGAUGCGGGCCACAAUUUCAUAACCGAGUACGAGACCCUAUUUUCCAUAUCCGACAUCCAGGCGGUGCAGGUGUGGGGCGAUGUGCAGAAGGUCAAUCAGUUUGCCCUGGCCUACAACUGAUAGGGAGAAAACCCCCUCAAAAAGCUCCCUAAGAUCCCGGAGAUCCCUGAGAUCCCCAAGGUAGUCGCUCCAUUCUCACCUAUUUAUUGCAUUUUUCGAUCGCUUCGGUUAAAGUUCGGUGGAGGGGCACCUUUAGUUCUAAUACUGCACCACCUUAACUCCCCUCACCUGUAGUUCUAAUUCGAUUGUUGGAUAUCGCACCCCACCUACAUUAUGUUGCUGUAGUAGCGACCUGCUUUCACUCUUUCUUCGUUUGUUAAUGCGUUACACUUUGUUAUACUAAGACCACACACCAGUCCAUGCUUUGAUUAGCAUUUCCUCUGAAAAUGGGUUUGGCUUUUAAACAGUAUUAAGACCAUAUUUAUUUUGUUUGGCAUACAGCUUAAAAAUAUAUGAUCAGUUGAAUUUGUUUUUAAACGAAUUUACUGAUCUUAAAAAAAUUUAUUAAUAUUAUAAUUGUUGCUUUUCUUCCGCCUAGUGAUUGUAAACGUUUUCCUUACUGAUAUCGCUUGUUUUAGAUUAAAAUUCAAACUUUCACCGAAAAUAUUCCUGUCACCUAUUUGUGUGUCAGUCACCAUAUCACUCACCUGGGUUCUUGAGGAACUAUCCUGUGACGUAACUAGAACACUGCUUCUGCUUUUUGCCAUUUAUCGCAGUUGCUGUUUGAUUUUUCGUUUGUAGUUGAUAGUAUUUGUUAACUGUUAGAUAUGUUUGUAUUAUACACGUUAAAUUUCUGUGCUUGCUGAAGUCUUCCAUUUAGAAUUUGAACGUAAUUGUAAGCUUUCCAUGUAAUACCCACACAUACCAUGCCAAGUAUUAAAAAUCGCCUUGACAAGUGCAUUUUCCUCAAUUAAAUGCGUAAACAAAAAAAUUCAUCGCAAUUGGUUUUCUUUAUUGCUAACAAAUUUGGAUUUGGAAACCGACGGGAAACGUGCUUACAUUUGUUUUUCGUUCGUUCGCAUGAU
Molecule: messenger RNA, 1816 nt
Organism: Drosophila elegans
Lineage: Eukaryota; Metazoa; Arthropoda; Insecta; Diptera; Drosophilidae
Exons: 3
Coding region: 405-851 (148 amino acids)
Molecular function (GO): carbohydrate binding
Source: RefSeq, a predicted model, not a curated record